CACGCGCACCCCCUAUCAAAACAAACACGUUCACCUUCUGGUUUCUGCAGUUUCCGAUCCUGUUUUGUUGAAAUAUUUUCUGGAUUGUCUAGUAAGUGAAUGCGGUUACGCAAAGAAAAUGGAAGCUAAUAAAUCCAAACCAGCGUCGGAAGAAGAAGCACCAGUUCGGUUACCUCAGAAACGGUUCUACCGACAACGGGCACAUUCCAAUCCCAUCGCUGAUCACAGUUUUGAAUACCCCGUCCGUCCGGAGGAUUACGAUUGGACCCAGCACUAUCCCACGAUGGGCGAAGGACAGCAGGUGGAAUUCGCCGAUAUUGGCUGCGGCUACGGGGGUUUCCUAGUUACCCUAGGAGAACUAUUCCCAAAUAAGUACGCCAUCGGUAUGGAGAUUCGCGUCAAAGUGUCCGACUACGUGAUUGAUCGCAUUCAGGCACUGCGAAAGCUGCAUGAAGGACAGUACCAGAACAUUGCCUGCAUCCGGACGAACGCGAUGAAAUAUCUGGUGAAUUAUUUCCGCAAAGGACAGCUGGAGAAGAUGUUCUUUCUGUAUCCGGAUCCGCAUUUUAAGAAAGCGAAACACAAGUGGCGCAUUAUCAAUCCGGCCUUGCUGGCUGAGUACAGUUACGUGCUGAGGGAGGGUGGCCACAUCUACACGGUUACGGAUGUGCGUGAUUUGCAUGAAUGGAUGUGCAAACAUAUCGAGCAGCAUCCGGCCUUCGAGCGACUGAGUGAAGAGCAGCUCCGGGAGGAUAUUCUUGCGGAAAAGCUUCUUGAUAGUAGCGAGGAGGGCAAGAAGGUGACGCGGAACAAUGGAGAUAAGUUUGUAGCGAUUUUCCGGAGAGUGUAAUAAAGAAGUUCUUCAGUUUCA
Molecule: messenger RNA, 871 nt
Organism: Wyeomyia smithii (pitcher-plant mosquito)
Lineage: Eukaryota; Metazoa; Arthropoda; Insecta; Diptera; Culicidae
Product: tRNA (guanine-N(7)-)-methyltransferase
Exons: 2
Coding region: 119-850 (243 amino acids)
Biological process (GO): RNA (guanine-N7)-methylation; tRNA methylation
Cellular component (GO): tRNA methyltransferase complex
Molecular function (GO): tRNA (guanine(46)-N7)-methyltransferase activity
Source: RefSeq, a predicted model, not a curated record